This is a messenger RNA of Cucurbita maxima (winter squash), 883 nucleotides long. RefSeq names its product 60S ribosomal protein L18-2. Gene Ontology annotation, molecular function: structural constituent of ribosome; RNA binding. Bases 16 to 660 code for a protein of 214 amino acids. NCBI's taxonomy places the organism in Eukaryota, Viridiplantae, Streptophyta, Magnoliopsida, Cucurbitales, Cucurbitaceae. The transcript is spliced from 5 exons. Gene Ontology annotation, cellular component: ribosome; cytosolic large ribosomal subunit. Gene Ontology annotation, biological process: translation. The record is from RefSeq and is a predicted model, not a curated record.
AUCCAGCACUAUAAAAUGGGUUUAAAAACCCUGAUUACCACCUUCGUCAUCCUUCGAGCAGCUGCACCACGCGUCUCGCAAACUCGGCUAGCUGCAAUGGGUAUUGAUCUCGUAGCGGGAGGUAAGAGCAAGAAGACCAAGAGGACUGCGCCCAAAUCUGAUGAUAUCUACCUUAAGUUACUCGUCAAGCUUUACCGCUUCCUUGUUCGUCGUACUGGAAGCAAGUUCAAUGCUGUGAUUCUCAAGCGCUUGUUCAUGAGCAGGGUCAACAAGCCUCCACUUUCUCUCUCUAGGCUUAUCCAGUUCAUGAAAGGAAAGGAAAGCAAAAUUGCCGUUGUUGUUGGGACUAUUACUGAUGAUAUUCGCGUCUAUGAAGUUCCAGCAUUGAAAGUUGCUGCUCUGAGAUUUACAGAGACAGCAAGGGCAAGGAUUGAGAAGGCUGGUGGUGAGUGUUUGACAUUUGAUCAGCUUGCUUUGAGGGCUCCUCUGGGUCAGAACACGGUUCUCCUUAGAGGUUCCAAGAACUCCAGAGAGGCCGUGAAGCAUUUUGGUCCAGCACCAGGUGUGCCCCACAGCCACUCCAAGCCUUAUGUGAGGUCCAAGGGAAGGAAGUUUGAGAGGGCAAGAGGAAAGAGAAACAGCAGGGGAUACAGGGUUUGAUUCCAUCAUAUUUUCCAAGCUAAUUCAAUCGUUGUGUGUUUUUCUGAACUCGAUAUCGCAAAAUUAGUUACUUCAGUUGACUGUUUUGUCAAAAUAUUGUUGAUUAGGACUUGAUUCAAUGGCAUUCAGGCAGACUUUAUUGAGUUCCUUUGGCUAGACAUUGUGUGAUGUCCAUUUGAUUUGAAUUUCAUUGAAAUAUGAGCAUGUUACCUUGAUUUUGAUU